AUGUCUGAAGUGAUGUCUACUCUUUUAGGACAACGGAUGCGAUUCCACGCCUACGACCAAAACCCAUCCAAAAUUGUGAGACAAUCGCCUCAAGACUUAUCGCCAACUUUUGAUUCAAUUGGUCUGAAGAACACUGUUUGCGAUGCCAUCCAAUCCAUGGAUAUAACGGAACCGACGGCUAUACAAAAGGCUACCAUUCCGUCGAUAUUGGACUAUAAGAACGUCAUCUGUUCCGCAGAGACCGGAAGCGGCAAAACAAUCGCAUAUUUGGCGCCAAUUAUUCAACUGAUCCGCGAGUUUAAAGAGCAGAAGUUGGAGCAAACGAGUGGACACUUACCCAAAGGACUGGUUGUCGUGCCGUCCCGUGAAUUGGCCGAACAGGUGGGACGAGUGGCUCAACAUUUGGGCACUUAUUGCGGGAUAGGAGUGGCCGUUAUGAUGGGUGGACCUCCCAAACACAUAUCACACACCGGAAUGGACUUAAUUGUCUCCACAAUUGGUUUGAUUCAACCGUUGAUACAAAAACGUAAUGAAAUUUAUAACCAUAACUAUAAUAUAAAUAAUUGUCAUAUUCUUAUUGAAAACAAAUUACCGUAA
Oppiella nova is the source of this 597-nucleotide messenger RNA. The record is from the annotation of a GenBank genome assembly. NCBI's taxonomy places the organism in Eukaryota, Metazoa, Arthropoda, Arachnida, Sarcoptiformes, Oppiidae.